Messenger RNA from Ostreococcus lucimarinus CCE9901, 930 nucleotides. RefSeq lists its product with no specific name. NCBI's taxonomy places the organism in Eukaryota, Viridiplantae, Chlorophyta, Mamiellophyceae, Mamiellales, Bathycoccaceae. Gene Ontology annotation, molecular function: adenylate cyclase activity. The record is from RefSeq and is a predicted model, not a curated record. Gene Ontology annotation, cellular component: cytoplasm. The transcript has a single exon. The coding region runs from base 1 to 930 and encodes 309 amino acids.
AUGCGGUGCGCCACAAAACGGGCUCGGCUCUGCGCGCAGGGCAUUCUCACGAAUGUUCACGGGCGUGCCUUGAAAGAAAUUGUCACCAUCACGCUGAAAGCGAUGAUCUCUGCAGGCCCAGUCGUCGCCAUUCCCACCAAGUUUCCCAAUCAUGCACGCGGUGUGGUGGUAAUCGGUGACGCGUUUGAUGACUUAAGAGCGAUGAAGGGAUUAAUGCAAUCGGGGAAGGUCGUUUUCAAUGCGUUAAGUUGCGCACUCCUCGCAUCGGGUGGAAACAGAGACACGGCGAGCGCAACGACAUCGAUUUUCACGACACUGCCACGCGCGCGUGUCAAGGAAUUCAUCCCGUCGCACGUUUUCAACGCAUUUGCAGAUGGUUUGAUCGGGUUCGACGAUAAAACACCUUCCUUGAGCGAGGUGUGUACCGUCGCCUUUGUGCGAUUCAAUCCCAAAGGAGACGACUGUGUAGUCGAAUGCAUCGGCGUCGUGCAUCGCGUGGUUUCGCAAUAUCAGGGCGUUGUUUUGCAAAGUAUCGUAGAUGACAACGGGCCUUCGUGCUUGUGCGCGUUCGGCGUUCCCGGAACCCCCAAGCGCGGCGCGACGACGAGAGGAUUGCGAUUCGCGCGAGAUCUCUUGAAAACACUAGACGGUGCGCUGACGCACGCGCGGUGUGGGUUGUCCACAGGCGUCGUGAACAUAGGUGCCGCGUGUGAGGUGAACUCUAAGUCGCAUUCCGAGUUCUCGCUCGUCGGUGUCCCAGUGAUACUGGCCGCCCGACUAGCUGAUGCGGUGAAACCUGGCGUCGCGGCGAUGGAUGAAGAGACGCGUGUUUGGGCGGCUUCAGCGCUCAACAAUAAUGCGCGUACGUCUCGCAUUGAAUUAUGUUUAAAAGGUUUCCCGCGAGCGAUGACAACGUUUAUCAUAGAGUAG